AUGUUGACGCAUUUUCUAACCUCUCCAUGUAACAUAUCCAGCGUAAUGCCUGUUUUAUUUUGUCCCCUCUGUCACUCUUUAUUGAUGAUCGAAGAGUCGGCUCAUUGCUAUUCGCUGAACUGUUCUGCUCCCUUAUGUUCUUACAGAUGGUUUGUCACUCAGCCACUAGUUUUAGAACAUAAGCCAAGACAGGAUGUUCGUUUACGUUUAGAGGAAGACGCCGUUUUCUCGGUUGAAGAUGAAUAUAGUUCUUCUGCUCAGACAGAUGAAAAGUGUCCUAAGUGCGGUCAUACGCGAGCGUAUUUUGUCCAAAUGCAGACACGUUCAGCUGACGAACCCAGCACAACCAAGUAUUCUUGUAUGAAAUGUCACCAUAUCUGGACUGAACAAUAA
Messenger RNA from Schistosoma intercalatum, 393 nucleotides. The record is from the annotation of a GenBank genome assembly. Lineage: Eukaryota; Metazoa; Platyhelminthes; Trematoda; Strigeidida; Schistosomatidae.